Molecule: messenger RNA, 1475 nt
Organism: Brassicogethes aeneus
Lineage: Eukaryota; Metazoa; Arthropoda; Insecta; Coleoptera; Nitidulidae
Source: the annotation of a GenBank genome assembly
UCUUAAUUCAUUCGAGUAGUUUGAGACAUUCGGUCAGAAUGAAAUGGUCAAUGAAAAAAACGAUUCUGCCGAUUUUGACCUUUGUCAUUGCAAUAGUGAGUGGCCAAUACGAAGUGCCAGACGCUACGGUCGAAGUUUAUUCACCCAGAGGAUUAAAAGUAUCAAUACCAGAUGAAGAGGGCGUUAAAUUGUUUGCCUUUCAUGGCAAAAUCAACGAAGAAAUGAACGGUAGAGAAGGUGGAACCUUUUCCAGAGAUAUUUUAAAGCCAAAAGAUGGCAAAUGGACUUUCUAUGACCCCACAGCUAAACUUAAUAUCGGGGACAAACUUUACUAUUGGACUUACGUUGAUUUUUUCGACGGCGAACGAAAAUUGGGAUACCCGAAAGACGACCAGUUCCACGAAGUAAAAGAAUUCCAAGUUAAACCAGGUGAAUGUAAACAAUCUCAGACAACACAAAAUGGUAAAUCUGACAAGAUUUGCAGUGGUAAAUUAAUUUUUGAGGAACAUUUCAAAACGUUUAAUCCUGCCUUAUGGAGUCCUGAGGUUAAAUUUGCUGAUGCUCCAGAUUAUGAAUUUGUAAUUUAUGGUAAUUACUCAGAAACAAUGAAAUUUACAAAUGAUAAACUAGGCAUUAAGCCAACACUAGCUGAAGAUGUGUAUGGACGCGACAUCGUGUUUUCUAGUUUAGAUUUAGGUGCAAGUUGCACAGAUAAAUCCAGUCCAUGCUAUAGAAAAGCACAAGGCCAAUUUAUAGUUCCUCCAGUAAUAUCAUCACAAAUUAAUACCAAAGAUAAGUUUUCCUUCAAGUAUGGAAAAAUUGAAGUAAGAGCAAAACUGCCAAAAGGAAAUUGGAUAUAUCCAGAAAUAUUUUUGAAUCCCGCUACGGAGGAAUACGGUGCAGAUUAUUUAUCCGGACAAAUAAGAGUUGCCUUUGCGACUGGAAAUAUGCCAACAAAACUUCAAGGUGGAGUAAUUUUUAGCGAAAAUGAGAAAGGAAGAAGUUAUGGAAUAAAAACUAAAAAAAAUCAUAAAAGAACAGUCCACAAUUAUGGAGUAACUUGGACACCGGAUAAAAUUACUUUUACACUGGAUAAUGAAGCUUAUGGAGAAGUUAUACCACCAAAUGAUGGAUUUGCGGGUAUAACGGGAAUUUUGCCAAAUAAAUAUAAAGAAAUUUGGGAGGAGGGAUCUAAAAUUGCUCCAUUUGAUCAAGAGAUGUAUUUUACCAUUGGUGUUGGAGUUGGUGGUCAUAACUUCCCAGAUUCUGACAAUACUAAACCAUGGAAAAACUCGAAUGCAACUCAAGCCAGAGAUUUCUAUCAAAAUUUAACAACGUGGUAUGAAACAUGGACUCCACAGAGCACACUGGAGGUCGAUCAUAUUAAAGUUUGGGCUCUGUAAUAAGCUUGUGAUAUUUUUUUAUAUUAUUUUAUUUAUCUCACCAAAUAUAUAUUAUUUUAAUACUUAUUUUAU